Molecule: messenger RNA, 2155 nt
Organism: Protopterus annectens (West African lungfish)
Lineage: Eukaryota; Metazoa; Chordata; Ceratodontiformes; Protopteridae
Gene: IGF1
Product: insulin like growth factor 1
Exons: 4
Coding region: 213-665 (150 amino acids)
Cellular component (GO): extracellular region
Molecular function (GO): growth factor activity; hormone activity
Source: RefSeq, a predicted model, not a curated record
GAGACUCUGUAAUGUGCAGAUCAGCGUGUGCCUUCAGAAUCCCUCGUCUGUUUGCUACAAGUCCGUUGUCGCUCAUAUAAGAGCAGACAGAGACUGUGCAAUGGAACAAAGUCCUGAAUACUGAAAACUGAUAUCGGUCACUUCUCUGGAUAACUUUCUUUUUUUUUUUCACAAUAACUAAAUUAAUUUCUGCACCUUAAGGAUUAGAAGAAAUGGAAACAGCAAAUGAUAAUGUACUACAAAAAUGUACUUGCCUCAUUAACAAAUUGCUAAAGGUUAAAAUGUACAGAGUUUACAACAUAUACUCUCUCUGCCUGAUUCUUAGCACCCUUGGCCCUUUGGCAAUUGCUCAUUCAGAGACACUGUGUGGAGCUGAGCUAGUAGACACCCUCCAGUUCAUCUGUGAAGGAAGAGGCUUCUAUUUCGGCAAGCAGACCUACGGAUCCAACGCAAGGCGAACUCCCAAUAAGGGAAUUGUGGAGCAAUGCUGCUUUCAAAGCUGUGCCCUGAACCAGUUAGAGAUGUACUGUGCACCAGCAAAGCCAACAGAGUCUGCACGAUCUCUGCGUGCCCAGCGUCACACUGAUGUGCCAAAAACACAAAAGGACACAAAUCCGAAGAACACAAGUCGUGGGAAUGGGAACAACCGAAGCUACAGAAUGUAGAAAGCAUACCCUCUAAAGGAAUAGGGAAUUAAAGUGUUGUUUGCACAGUUGCAAAUUACUUACUGUAAAUGAAUGACUUAUUAACUGGUGGAAGACAAAAAGCAUAAUAAAAUCAGUUUGAUUAUAUUUUAACUAGAGGGCAUUUUUCCCAGUUGACACUACAAGAGAGAACUGGAUAACAUCUGAGCCAACUCAGCUGAAGACUGAGGAAUGCGUUGGGUUUGUGUAGCAUUGUUGUUUAAUGCCUGACCUUCUUUAACGCUUUCUUACAGAUUUGCAAUGAGAAUUUCCUAUACCCCCUCAAAGUCUAGUGAUUCCUGGACUUUAGGUGGCUCAGAUUGCACUAAAGAAAACCUUUGAACUCUGGCUGGCAAGGUAACCCCAGCCAGUUCUAAGUAUUUUCUUAUUAUUUGCACUUCUAUACAGGCUGUUUGUUUUACAGUUCCUGAUAACAUUGUUUGUCUUCCCCUUUGUGUUUGCACAGUUUUACAUUCUCAGAUGUAAUCAUUUUUAGCUACAAAAUUCCUGAUGCAUGAUUUCAAACAUAUAACGUCCACUUGAGUCAAUAGAUAAAUGUGACAAUGCAUUCAUUUUUGGACAAAAAUAUAUUUUUAAGUGCUUUUGUAAAAUAAAGGAAUUGUAAAGGUGAUUUUAUAUUUAGAAAGUGCAGCUAUUGGCAUCUGUACAAACAUUGCAACUUCACAGACUAUCCAUCAGUACAUAGAAAAUAGUUUUCCAUUUAUCGCAUAAUAUAACACUAUCAUAUCUUAUCUCUCGCUCUCUAUGUAUAUAUAUAUAUAUAUAUAUAUAUAUAUAUAUAUAUAUAUAUAUAUAUAUACAUAUAGUGAAUAAUGAUAUAAGAAUCCUUUUCCUAGUACUAUGGUGCUAUUUGAAGUUUGUAUUAGUGUAAAGGUUUUGGCAAAUGUUAAACAGUGAAAGCAAGAAUAAAACUUGAAAUGGUAUGUAAUAUAUAAUUGCUAUUUGGGAACUAUUUAGAAACUAAAAGCUAUUCUGUAAGGAUAGAAUAUCACAUGAUUUUGUGUUCUGUUUAAAAUAUGCCAUGAUUCUGUGUUCUGUUUUAGAAAUGAGCCACCAUAAAAGCUUGCCUUCUUUUUAAAUACAUAUCAGCAAAUUAAUUGGCAUUACCUAUUUAUUGUGCAGGUUUUUUGUACAUAUAGGACAUAAAAACUAAACAUGCUGAUGAAUUUACCAGUUUACCCAUGAUUCUUUAAAGGACUGUUAUUAUUUUUAUUCAGAAGUCACAGCACAAUUGUGUUUUUCUAGCAACUAUUGCUAUUAGUUGGACAGUUGUCAGGAAAAGAUUUAAAACCCACAUUUAAAAGACACCAUUCACUACACUUGAUCUUAGCUAAAAUGCUGAGAUGAAAGACUUCAAACUUGAAUAUUAGCAUUACAGAAUGCUACUGACAGUUACUCUGAUCAAACUUUAAAUAAAUAUUUCAAUUGACAGCUUCAGGCAUGUAAGCAUU